This is a messenger RNA of Gadus chalcogrammus (walleye pollock), 996 nucleotides long. Its product is annotated as retinoic acid receptor beta-like. The transcript is spliced from 7 exons. The coding region runs from base 1 to 996 and encodes 331 amino acids. Gene Ontology annotation, biological process: regulation of transcription by RNA polymerase II; cellular response to corticotropin-releasing hormone stimulus; retinoic acid receptor signaling pathway. The record is from RefSeq and is a predicted model, not a curated record. Gene Ontology annotation, cellular component: nucleus; transcription regulator complex. Gene Ontology annotation, molecular function: nuclear glucocorticoid receptor binding; nuclear receptor activity; RNA polymerase II cis-regulatory region sequence-specific DNA binding. NCBI's taxonomy places the organism in Eukaryota, Metazoa, Chordata, Actinopteri, Gadiformes, Gadidae.
AUGGAAUUGAUUGGUCUUCAACCAGCCGGUCUCCUAAGUCCCUCGGCCCCCCUGCUGAGGGCCCCGCUGGGGUCCCCCGACCUCCCCCAGGUGUUCACCACGCUUCUCUCCUCUGAAGAGGCUUGUUUCACCCUGCAGGGGUCUCUCCUCAGGGCUCUCGCACAGGGUCUGGACGCGGGGUUACACCACCUGACCUAUGCUAAUGAACUAGAGAACGUUGGCGCGUCUGAUGUCCUUUCACCCGCACACCACGUCAUGAACUCCAGUGCGGAGCAGCGUGUGCGGUUGGACCUGGGCCUGUGGGACAAGUUCAGCGAGCUGGCGACCAAGUGCAUCAUCAAGAUCGUGGAGUUCGCCAAGCGGGUGCCCGGCUUCACGGGGCUGACCAUCGCCGACCAGAUCACGCUGCUCAAGGCCGCCUGCCUGGACAUCCUGAUCCUGAGGAUCUGCACGCGCUACACCCCGGACCAGGACACCAUGACCUUCUCCGACGGCCUGACGCUGAACCGGACCCAGAUGCACAACGCGGGCUUCGGCCCGCUCACCGACCUGGUGUUCACCUUCGCCGGCCAGCUGCUGCCCAUCGAGAUGGACGACACCGAGACGGGCCUGCUCAGCGCCAUCUGCCUCAUCUCCGGGGACCGCCAGGACCUGGAGGAGCCGUCCAAGGUGGACCAGCUGCAGGAGCCGCUGCUGGAGGCCCUGAAGAUCUACGUGAGGAGGCGGCGGCCCACCAAACCCCACAUGUUCCCCAAGACCCUGAUGAAGAUCACCGACCUGCGCAGCAUCAGCGCUAAAGGGGCCGAGCGGGUCAUCUCGCUGAAGAUGGAGAUCCCGGGCUCCAUGCCCCCGCUCAUCCAGGAGAUGCUGGAGAACUCGGAGGGCCAGGACAGCAGCAGCAGCAGCACAACGCCCGGUAUUCUACUUCCGGUUUGGAGGAAGACAGGAAGAGGGGGGUCUUCCCCCGGGUCCCGCCUCCGUUUCACGGUCAUAUGA